AUGAAUGUUACCUUUGAGUCAACGUUUGAUGGCGACUUCAAUACUUCAACACAAAUGAACACAGUUGUUGCCCCCAUCACCAGCCCGAUACCAGACACCCAUCCUACCUCAUCAAUUAUGACAACAACGGUAGAUGUCGUCAUGGAGCGUGCUGAUGAACCUAUGGCUGAUGUUUCUGAUAUCUCCGGAAACGUCACUGAAUCAUACUCAACUACACUGGACACUAAUGUGGAAGACACUAUUGGUGACAUUGGAACAGACUCAAAUGAAGUGAAUACAACUUUGGAAGACAGUAAUUGUGACGGCAAAAAUGUCACAGGAUCAAACAGGGCGAAAACAAAUUCAACAGCCAUUUUAGAGCCGACGUCGUCAAUGUUAUCAACGACGUCUUCGUCGUCGUUAAUCGUUGCAAAUAUCACUAAUCUUGAUGUUACAACCACGACGUCAAAUAAAUUAACCAUACCACCCGAGUCCACUACACAAGCGCAGAACCCAGGCGAAAUUCUACAUAACGUCCCCGACGGAGAAAAUGGUACCAAAUCCAUCGCUGUAGUAGACUUCUAUCAGAUGAUCUUGGCACGGUCCAACAUGUCAGUAAAUUCGAAGUCAACGACUACUGAGAGACCGGUAUUUUUACCAGGGCCAGGGCCGGGGCCGUUACACGUACGACCAAUAAACGGACCAAUGGGACAGGGGCAUUUGAACGGGUCCAGCAAACCCAAUGGAAACCAGGGCUUUCCGAUUACUGAGGUGAAGUUUCAAGUGUCUGGCUUCAACAAGGGUCCAGUUGGACCGCUGCGCGGAGGAUCAAAGCCACCUUUACUUAUAGACGAACACGUGACAAGCAGCGCGUCGCUCCAGAACCUGUCACGUGUCUUAAAGACGCUCCGAGAACAGGCGCUCGUGGACAAUGCUACCAUGGCGGUGUUCGCGGAAACAGUUUCUUCCACAGUCACCAACGUUGACGCCAUGAACCAGUCGGAUGAAAUGAAGCGUGACGUGUUCAGUGACGUCAUGCAAGUAUCCGAGGAUUUACUAGACAGCAUAGUGGACCCAGAAGAAGAGGUUGACAUCAGCACACAGGCGUUAGAAAUACGAAGCCGCGUGUUUUCCUCAUGCCUGAACGAGGAAUUGAAUGUCGACUUUGGCAAGCCGGGAUGUGAUAUCAGUGCAAGCCUGUCUGACGGAUUGUUCCGCUACCUUAACACAACAGAUGUUCGCAUAUCAACGUUGACGUACCGAAAGAUGGAUACGUUUAUCCAUGCGAGUAGUGCCCACAUCAGCAGCAUAGUUGUCGCCGUCACCGUACAUGCCGUGAAAGGAAACAAAACAACAAGAAGCAAAAUACGGACAAAGGACGCCAUCACAUUUGAAAUGAGGACAUCUGUGGAGCAGUCUAAACAAGAAGAAAGACGGGAGUGCACUUUCUGGGAUUACGUCCUGAGCAACUGGUCCCCCGAAGGUUGCUCGGUUGUGAGACAGAACUCCUCCCACACUACGUGUACAUGCAACCACCUGACCAGCUUCGCCAUCCUCGUCAUGUACGUCCAGACGAAAGAUAUCUCCAUACAGAGCGAGCAAGCAUUGUUCACCUUGACCACGGUCGGAUGCAGCCUUUCCAUCGCGUGUCUUCUUAUGGCGCUCAUUACCUACAUCUAUCUUAGGAUGUUAGGUCGCGAGAAGGUGAUGAUCCACGCAAACCUCUCACUGUCCCUCAUGCUGGGACAGAUCGUCUUUGUGUCCUCCAGUGACGCCCAUAAAAACCCGGUGGCGUGUAAAGCCGUCGCGGUCUUGUUGCACUUCCUGUUCAUGUCUGCAUUCUCCUGGAUGCUGGUCGAAGGCCUGGCCCUUUACCUCUGCUGCACCAAGGGCAUCUUUAACCACCGUGACAUGCGCGUCAAGUACUUCCUGUUGGGGUGGGGAUUGCCCCUUAUUAUUGUUAUCAUAUCGUUCGCCGCCAGGUUCCCUGAUUACGGCAAUGGACCACAAUACAGUUGCUGGCUUUCCAUUGACGAUGGUGUGAUUUGGGCAUUUCUGGGUCCUAUGCUGGUAAUCGUCCUUCUGAAUAUCGUGGUGAUGGGUCUGGUCGUCAAGGUUUUCCUCACACUAAAGGCCAACUCGGAGAAAACCGAAGUUGCGAGGCUUAAGGGAUCGCUGCGCGCUAUGUUCACCCUUCACCCCCUACUUGGCCUGACCUGGAUCCUGAGCCUCCUGGUCCCAUUCAGCGUGGUGUUUCAUUACUUCUUUGUGAUCGUCAACACCGUCCAGGGAAUGUGUAUCUUCUUCCUGCACUGUAUCUGCAACGAGGAGAUACGUAAGAAGUUCUAUGAGCGUCGUCGGCGUUGGUCGACCACAAGGACAGGGUCAGACGCCGAUAUGAACCUCCCUGCACGUCGGAAACGCGGGAGCUUUGAUACAAUAAAGGCUGGAGCUGCUGGUACACACGCCACCAUUGAGUACGGUAAUGCACUUUUCUGUAAAUAA
Molecule: messenger RNA, 2484 nt
Organism: Mya arenaria
Lineage: Eukaryota; Metazoa; Mollusca; Bivalvia; Myida; Myidae
Product: adhesion G protein-coupled receptor E3-like
Exons: 17
Coding region: 1-2484 (827 amino acids)
Biological process (GO): adenylate cyclase-activating G protein-coupled receptor signaling pathway; cell surface receptor signaling pathway
Cellular component (GO): membrane
Molecular function (GO): G protein-coupled receptor activity
Source: RefSeq, a predicted model, not a curated record